GCGUGCCGCCCGUGGGAGGCGGCGGCGUCCAGGGCAGGGACGGCCGGAGCCCGGCCGGGGCGUCCCCCUCCCCGCCUCCCGCGGCCGGGCAGGGCGAAGCGGGUCCCGCGGGGGAGCUCCCCGCCUCACGCCUUCCUGGCCCCUCUUUCUUCCCCAGGCCUGCGGGGUCCAUAAAAGACCCCGCACGGCAGCGCCCGCGGCUGCUCCCUUCCCGGCGGGCGGCGGGCCGGGCCGCGGAGGGCCGGGCCGGACCGGGCCGGGGCGGGGCGGGGCGGGGCGGCGGGGAUGCCCCGGCCGCCGGCGGGGCGCUGCCAGCUCCCCCCUGUGCAGGUCCUUCGACCCGAGCCGCGCCGCGGCCGCAAGCAGGGAGGAGUUAGCAGGGAAUAAUCGGAAACGGGGUGGAGAGCAGCAGCUGCAGAAACAUUAAAAGCACCGAGCCCCCGGCCCGGCCGCUGGAGUCGCUCCGCGGGCACGCAAGAUGCGCAGGGCCGAUGGGGGCUCCGCGCCGCGCUUGAGCGAGGGCUGCGGUUUCUGAGGCUGUGCGGCAGCGCCAGGCAGGCUGCGGGGCCAAGGAGCUGCGGAGCAGCCACCGGGUUUGCGCUCAGCGUCACCGUCCGGUGGCCGCUGGGGAGGCGGCGCCCAGCCGGGCACCAUGAGCUCCGGCACCACCGCCCCGCUGAAGGUCGUCGGCAACCUUGCCAGCACCGAUGUCAACUAUGUCAUCAAAGAGCAUUAUAAUUACACAGGAAAGCUAAAUGAGAACACGGACAGUGGAAUAAAAGUGACGUCGGUGGUUUUUAUCAUCAUUUGCUGCUUUAUAAUCUUAGAGAACAUUUUUGUCUUGCUCACCAUCUGGAAAACCAAGAAGUUUCACAGACCCAUGUACUAUUUCAUUGGGAACUUGGCUCUUUCAGACUUGCUGGCUGGUGUGGCUUACACUGCCAACCUCCUGCUAUCUGGACACAAAACCUAUAGCCUCACCCCCUCCCAGUGGUUUGUAAGAGAAGGCAGCAUGUUUGUUGCCUUGUCAGCUUCUGUGUUCAGCCUGUUGGCCAUUGCCAUUGAGAGAUACAUCACCAUGUUGAAGAUGAAACUCCACAAUGGCAGCAACAGCUUCCGCUCCUUCUUGCUGAUCAGUGCUUGCUGGGUUAUCUCCGUGAUACUUGGGGGACUCCCAAUCAUGGGCUGGAACUGCAUCAGCCUCUUGUCCAACUGCUCCACCGUGCUGCCUCUCUACCACAAGCACUAUAUUCUCUUUUGCACCACCGUUUUCACUGGCCUUUUGCUAUCUAUUGUCGUCCUCUAUUGUAGGAUCUACUCCAUGGUGAGGACUAGGAGCCGCAGGCUGACAUUUCGGAAAAACAUUACCAAAGCUACUAGGAGCUCAGAAAAGUCACUAGCGUUGCUCAAGACAGUGAUCAUAGUCCUGAGUGCCUUCAUCGCCUGCUGGGCUCCCUUGUUCAUCCUGCUUUUACUGGAUGUGGGGUGUAAAGUGAAGACCUGCCCAAUCCUCUAUAAAGCAGAGUAUUUCUUAGUACUGGCUGUGCUCAAUUCAGCCACGAACCCUAUCAUCUACACCUUGACAAACAAAGAGAUGCGGAGGGCUUUCAUCAAGAUUCUGUGCUGCUGCAAAUGUCCCCCAGCAGAUUCUGGGACCAAAUUCAAGAGGCCGAUCAUUGGAGGGAUGGAGUUCAGCCGGAGUAAGUCUGACAACUCCUCCCACCCACAGAAGGAAGAAGGCGACCGUCCUGAAACCAUCAUGUCUUCGGGCAAUGUUACCUCAUCUUCUUAGGAGUAACCAUGGGGGUGUAUUUCAGAGCUUUCCUCUGAAAUCGGGGAGCUGAGACGCCUCCUGCUCACGGCAGUAGCGCUGGGCUAAGUGAGCAAGUAGCAUUAGUUCUAAUGAGGCAAACGGUGCACUUGUGAGGCUGGAGUUCAAGAAAUGGGACAGACUGUUCUGGCUCGAAAAUCUUUUUCCCUGGAACAUGUUUUGUCUUUGCACUGAGGCAGCUCAGGAUUGUCAGGCGCAUUCAUAUCCUGAAAUCUCCUUAGUAACUCUGAAAGACUGAUGCCUUGGUGAAAUGAUGCCUGGUGUGUGUGAGAGAAAGAGAGAGGGGGAGGAGGGAGAAUGAAACUUUUUUUUUUUUUUUUCCCAUGUGAGAAGAAUGUGAAGUUAUUUCUCCUUUACUUGCAGCAAACCACUGACACAAAGAUCUUUCUGUACUGAAUUUAGUGGUGGCUCUUGUAUAGUUGGUCAGAAGUGUUCAUUUAGCAUGUAACAAGGAAAGAGAUCACACAAAUAUAACUUACACCAUGUACAACCAUAAUUUGGUGUCACUUUCCAGAGUUUUAAGUCAUAAGGUUUUAUUUGCAGAGUCCAAAGCUGUUGGGGUUUUAUUUAGCAAGGUCAUAGUUGUGAAUUUUUGCUGUCAGUCCGUAUUACAUUUGAAGACCAUGAGCCAGACUCUGCAGUUACUUUCACCUGUACAAUUCUAUUGACUGCAUCAGAUUUUAUGGAGUAGCUCAGAGCAGCAUUUAGCCCCAUACAUUGAUUGCCUUGUUAUUCUAUAGCAUUAAAUAAACUGCAUUAUCAUGACAAAUGCAAGGUAGAACUAAAGGUCAUUUCUCUUUAAGAUGACUGAAAGUAAAUCUAAUAGUAUAAGAUACUAUUGACAACAGCAGGAUUUUUGUCUAAGUAAGAAGAGUUAAACACUGAAGGGGCAUUUCAGUGUCAGGUUCAUAGUCUUUCCAAAGGUAAAGAUCAGUUGGAAAAUCUGAAAAGAGAACCUUGAGUUUCAGAAAAAUAAAAGGAAAGUUGAAGUGAAAUGACUAUAGAUAAAUGCACUUCCAUAACAAAAUGCAAUACAUUUUGGCACAUUUUAUUAAUGUUUAUAAUUUCAGCAAAGAUGUCUGUAUUUUAUCAGUUCAUUGAGAAAGUAUCUGUCAUUAAAUUGAAUGUAUUUGUUUUACAGCAUCAUUUUUACUCCUCUAUUUUUCUAACCUGUGCUAAUGGGGUUGAAUGUGUACAAUGUAAAUAAGUUAAUAAGAUGCAGGAGUCUUCAUGUGCCUAGAGUAUUACUAUAACAAAAGUGGUAUAUCUGGGAUAGCUGAGAGCAACUGAUUGAUUUACAGUUAUUGGCAAUUCCUAGAAGUGGUAUUUUGUAAAGAAAAUUUAUUGCCUUUGUAGUAAAAUUUCCAGUGCAAUUAAACUGUUUUGUUUUGGUUUUUUUUCUGGUUUAAAAAAUAGUAUUUAAAAUGUUUCUGACUUUUAUUGUUCAAUUUGCACAUAGCUUUAUUGACUUCUAAACAUUAAUAAACUGAUUUUUUUUUAAA
Molecule: messenger RNA, 3333 nt
Organism: Aquila chrysaetos chrysaetos
Lineage: Eukaryota; Metazoa; Chordata; Aves; Accipitriformes; Accipitridae
Gene: S1PR1
Product: sphingosine-1-phosphate receptor 1
Exons: 2
Coding region: 653-1792 (379 amino acids)
Biological process (GO): angiogenesis; sphingosine-1-phosphate receptor signaling pathway
Cellular component (GO): membrane
Molecular function (GO): sphingosine-1-phosphate receptor activity
Source: RefSeq, a predicted model, not a curated record